Molecule: messenger RNA, 1134 nt
Organism: Hibiscus syriacus
Lineage: Eukaryota; Viridiplantae; Streptophyta; Magnoliopsida; Malvales; Malvaceae
Product: protein BREVIS RADIX-like
Exons: 5
Coding region: 60-1079 (339 amino acids)
Source: RefSeq, a predicted model, not a curated record
GAUAAGAAGACAAUAAGAAAACUAGAAAUCAAAAGCAAAGAAUAUUUUUUUAAAGAAAAAUGUUUACGUGCAUAGCGUGCACAAAGCAGAUGGCGGACGGAGGGGAAGAAGUAGGAGCGCGUGGAAGUGGCGCGCCUAGCUCUAAAGAAGUUGUCAAAAGCCUCACCACGCAGAUCAAGGAUAUGGCUUUGAAAUUUUCAGGAGCUUACAAGCAAUGCAAGCCCUGCACAGGCUCCAGCACCUUCAAGAAGGGAACUCGACCGUAUCCGGAUUUCGAUGCUGCUUCGGAAGGGGUUCCGUACCCCUACAUGGGUGGAAGCAGUAGUUCAACACCUGCGUGGGACUUCACCAGUGCCAGUCAUCAUCAUCCAGGAAGAUUCACUGGGGUAUUCACUGGUGAUACAACUCCUGCCUACAGAGAGUCGUUCUCGGCCAAGGAUCUGGUGUUGGAAGAUGAGGAUGAGCCUAAGGAAUGGAUGGCACAAGUGGAACCUGGGGUUCAUAUAACUUUUGUCUCCCUUCCUAAUGGAGGAAACGAUCUUAGACGUAUUCGGUUCAGUCGGGAGAUGUUCAACAAAUGGCAAGCGCAACAGUGGUGGGGUGAGAAUUAUGAUAGAAUCAUGGAGCUCUAUAAUGUACAGAGAUUCAAUCGUCAGGCAUUACAUACUCCCCCGAGGUCUGAAGAUGAGACGCAAAGGGAUUCGUGUUAUUCAAGGAUGGGAUCAGCAAUGGAAAGUCCCAUGCCUCGUUGGACACCCAGAAACAACUAUAAACCUUAUAGUGCGGGGCCUAGUUGUUUUUGUCCCGGUAGCACAAGAGGCGAUGCAUCAUCGUUCGAUGCUGCAAGAACGACGACCUCGUCGAGAGAUGAACCUUCUUUUUCAGUCAGCAAUGCCAGUGAAAUGGAGGCAGAAUGGGUUGAACAAGAUGAACCCGGGGUUUACAUUACCAUCAGACAGUUGGCUGAUGGCAGCAGGGAACUCCGGCGUGUCAGAUUCAGCCGAGAAAGAUUCGGAGAAGUAAAUGCAAAGCAGUGGUGGGAGGAGAACAGAGAUAGGAUACAAGCACAAUACCUUUAAAUGUAUAACAGUAUCGCACCAGAGUUACAAAUGGGAAGAUCUAAAUGUGUUGUGC